CAAAUAAUAAUAAUAAUAAAUAAAUAAAUAAAUAAAAAUAAAACUGUAUGAUCUAUCAGUUGGUGGAGAAAAUCAGCAAAUUAUUGAUUACUUGGUGCAGUCUGGAAUUCUGAAUACGAAUCUAAAGUCAUUGGUUUUCUGCAGAGGAGGAAGUGAAAGAUAAUAUUAUCCAAAAUCAGAAAAUCUGGUAUGGCUGAUCUGUGAGCCAAACUGCAGAGGACUUGGUGGAGGAAUCGUUGAAUUAGUCCUUACUUGUACAAUUUGAAACCAAUUCAAAGAAGACAGAGUGACAUAACAGAGCAGAAGCACUGAAACGAUGCCUAUCUAAACUCCUGUACUCUUUGCUUCCAUGUUUGAGAAUGGAGGAAAAAUAUGCUUUGGAUAAUGGAAGCAAAUUAUUAGAGGAUCUGAUUGCUUCUUGUGAUGGAAAAUCUAAUCCCAUUCGCCAUUACUCUGCUGAUGAACUUGUCAGGGCAACCAACAACUUCCAUCCUUCUUGCCGUAUAGAUGAUGAUCCAUGGUCAUGUUCAUAUAAGGGUUUUCUAGACAACCGAUUGGUUAUGAUUAAGCGGAUCGAAUUUUCAAUUCCUUAUGAGGUCUGGAGAGAUAUGGCUAUUCGUGACAUUAUAAUAUCAACGCAGAUGAGCACUCAUAAGAAUGUUUUGAAACUGUUGGGCUGCUGCUUAGAGUUCCCUGUACCGGCUCUGGUGCACGAAUAUGCAGCAAAAGGAGUUCUCAAUCCUACAGGAGGUUAUGGGGAUUAUGAGUCCCUCCCAUGGAAAACUAGACUAUGUAUUGCGAAGCAGCUUGCAAAUGCAAUAACAUAUCUCCAUACAGCCUUCCCCAGACCCAUCAUUCAUAGACACCUAAGGCCCACAUGUAUUUUGUUGGACGAUGACUAUGUUCCCAAAAUCUCUGACUUCUCACUUGCCAUAACCAUUCCUCCUGAGCAAUCGCAUGUCGAAGAUGUUGUGCUUGGGACAUUUGCGUACUUUGACCCCGAGUAUUUGAGUUCUGGUCGCAUUACAGAAAAGACUGAUGUAUAUGGCUUUGGCGUCAUUUUACUUGUUUUCUUGAGUGGACGAGAAGUUUAUCAACGAAAUCUCAAACUUGUGUCAUAUGUGAGAUUACAUGCUUCUGAUGACCAGUUUCUGACUAUUGUGGAUCCUAAAAUACUUGAGGAGAUAAAAGGAGAAGAUGAGCAAGCACAACAGCAGCAGUUGCAUGAUUUCCUAGCACUGGCAUUGUUAUGCACUCAAGACGAAAGUGAACGAAGGCCAGAUAUGAUCGAUGUGGCCAAACAACUUGUACGAAUUGAGAAGUCUAUCAAUCCUUGUUAGCCACUUUAUCCGUUACAUUUGGGAGGUCAAUCUGAUGAAGUAAAUGAUUGAUUCUGAGGGUC
Molecule: messenger RNA, 1402 nt
Organism: Rosa rugosa (rugosa rose)
Lineage: Eukaryota; Viridiplantae; Streptophyta; Magnoliopsida; Rosales; Rosaceae
Product: non-functional pseudokinase ZRK2-like
Exons: 3
Coding region: 360-1340 (326 amino acids)
Biological process (GO): protein phosphorylation; cell surface receptor signaling pathway
Cellular component (GO): plasma membrane
Molecular function (GO): protein serine/threonine kinase activity; ATP binding
Source: RefSeq, a predicted model, not a curated record